Cylicocyclus nassatus is the source of this 1122-nucleotide messenger RNA. Lineage: Eukaryota; Metazoa; Nematoda; Chromadorea; Rhabditida; Strongylidae. The record is from the annotation of a GenBank genome assembly.
UCUUCAUAAUCUGCUCGGCACAUAAGCAUGCUGUACAUCAACAUUGGAACGGUGACCCUUUUUCUGGCAACUUGCAUUGCGGAACCGCUAUGUCCCAAUGGCACCAUUGAAAAGGAAAACGCUACUGCAAUAAUUGACAAACUGAAUCAGCCAAGAAGAAAUUUAGCAGACGGUUUGCAAGCUACUGCGGAUGGUGCAUUACUACCUCCUGCUAAAAACAUGAGCGACUUGCAGUGGGAUUGCGAGGUCGAAGAAGCCUUAAUCGAGAUGACUUCUAAAUUAUGCCCUACACCUGGAGGCGUGGAUGUUGCUCUUGACUAUAGUUUCUUUUGGUUUCCCUUCAAUCCCGAGAAUGAUGGAAAUCUUCUUGAUUUUCUCACAGAGGAACUUGCAAAAAUAGAAGAUGAAGCACCAACGAACAUCACGAGCGAUGCCGUUGUAUACAACCAUGAUAAUAAUUAUGGGUAUGCGCUGGCUUACUAUUCGAACAUCGUGAGAGCUAGCACAAAAAAGUUCGCAUGCAUUAAAGUAGAUGGUGAUUGUUAUGUUUUUGAUACUGACAAUCUCUUGCUAUUUUGCGCUACAGAGCAACCAGAGCUUCAAAUUGGUGACAUAGUGUACGAGAUUGCAAAGGUUACAACUACUACUACGACAGCUAGUAUAACUUCAAAACCGGUCGCGUCAUCAAUGACUACAUCAACAUCACCAACGAUCACAUCAACAUCAUCAAUGACUACAUCAAUAUCAUCAAUGACUACAUCAACAUCACCAAUGACUACAUCAUCAAACGAUGGACUAAACGCUACUCAAUGCGCAAUACCAUCAACAACGCCAAAAUGUGCGACGAUAUCUUCAAGAAAAUUGAAAAGGGACGUAAAAGCUGCACUUCUUGCAAAUCUUCUUAUGGACAAAUCGAAUGCUCCAACAACAGGAGCAGCCAAAAAUAUACAUCGUAAGCAAAUUCGCCACCCCGAAACGCCCGUGGUUCUAUCCGUUCGUCGCACUCGAGCAACCAGGAAAGCUACGGCAAAGAAUUAAAUUCGUUAUUUAGUACAGAACUAGCAUGUUUUCUGUGGUCAUGCUCUUGUUUUGACAUGUUCCUGGAAAAUAAAUUACUCAAAU